AGUCGGGUCCCGCCAGGCCUCCAGAGCCCCGCGCGCCGCGCGCGGCCAGCGCGGGGAGGGCGUCUGUGGCGGGCGCGCGGUUGCUAAGCCCCGCGCCCCCGGAGACAUUCUGGGUGGCUGUUGCCGGGCGCGGCGCGACUCUGGGCGGGCUGGCGGGCGGGCAGAAGGAGGGAGAGAAGAGGGAGCAUCGGCGCGGGCUCCUAGCUGCUCUUCGCGCCCCGCCUCCCUGCGUCCGCCAGGCCGUCGAGCCGGGUCCCCGCGCUCUCACAGUCGCACCGGGCUCACCCCGAGCCCGCCUCGGCGCAAUGCCAGCUGCUGCGCCCACCCCUCGCCCGCCGCCGCCCCCAGCCCGGCCUGCUCCCGACUGCCCAAAGCAGCUUGUCCCCGGACAUCGAGCCCUGUGUGACCAUUCUCUAAAAUAUUUAAGCUCAAGAAUCACCAAGCGGAAGCUUCAGGGCACAUGGCUGCCUGCUGGCCCAGGGAAUCUGGAGAAACCGUUCCUGGGGCCACGCAGCUCCCUUGUGCCCAUGUUCAGCCCUCAGAACGGCCUUCCCUCUGUCCAGGCCGAGAGCAGCCCACUGAAGCCCAGAGUGGUGACCGUGGUGAAGCCGGGCAGCCACCCGCUCCGGAAGAUCACCCUGCUCCUCAACAAGCGGUCGGUGCAGACGUUCGAGCAGCUCAUAGCCGACAUCUCAGAAGCCUUGGGCUUUCCAAGGUGGAAGAAUGAUCAUGUCAGGAAACUGUUUAACCUCAAGGGCAGGGAAAUCAAGAGCGUCUCUGAUUUCUUUAGGGAAGGGGAUGCUUUCAUAGCCAUGGGAAAAGAACCACUGACGUUGAAGAAUAUCCAGGUUGCUGUAGAAGAACUGUACCCCAACAAAGCCCGGGGCCUGACGUUGACCCCGCACAGCCGGCUGCCUUCCCCAAGGCUGAGGAGCAGACUUUUUAGCAAGGCUCUGAAAGGGGGUGACCCCUGUGGGGAAGCCGAGGUUGCCAAGAGCUGCACUGGGACUGCAGGGUCCAAGGCAGCCAUCAGGCUUCAGGGGAAGACCCCUGUGGAGCCGACGCCAGAGGACAAGGCAAGGAGCCAGAAGAAGUGGGUGAGGGGGAACUGGGAGCCUGAACCCGGUGGCAAGCCGCCCAGGGAUGCCACUGUAGAAGAGAGGCCAGUAAGCGGGGAGAAGCACCUCGGGGUGGAGAUCGAAAAAACCUCGGGUGAGAUUAUCAGAUGUGAGAAGUGCAAGAGAGAGAGAGAGCUCCAGCAGAACCUACAGAGGGACAGGCUGUCCUUGGGGACCAGUGAGCUGGACAUGGGGAAGUGUCAAAGGUACGACGUGGAGAAGCUGGUGAGGACGAGAAGCUGCAGGAGGUCUCCUGAGGUGAACCCCCCUGGGGGGGAGGAGCUGUGGAAGGGCGACGGCCACAGGGCCAGUCUCAGGAAUCCCACCCAAGAGCUGAGGAGGCCCAGCAAGAACAAGGAGAAGAAAGAGGACGGAGACCCGGAAGUUCAGGAAGGCCAUCCUCAGGUUGCAGCCAAGGCUAAGAAGGAAGCCGCAGGAGUUCAGCCGGUCCCGGAGGAGGGGCUGCGGGCACUGAAGACAGACGCCAGGAACGCUGGCCGGAGUAAGCGCGGGGGCUGGCUCCUGAGAGAGCGCCAGGCCGACGCCGAGAAGCUCCCCGGGGCACGAGGGGAUGAGGAGGAGGCAGAGAAGGAGAAAAAGGCGUGUGGGCCAGGACGGAGAAAGACGGUUCUCAGAGACGACGAAACGACCAGGGUAAAAAAGGAGCCCAGGCCGAGGCCGGAAGAAAACAAGCCAGAUCGGCCGCCGGGCCGGGGGCCGCGCCCCGUGGGCAUCAUCGCAGCCGACGUGCGGAAGCAUUACGAGGCGGGCCGGGUCAUCGGCGACGGGAAUUUUGCGGUGGUGAAGGAGUGCAGGCACCGCGAGACCAGGCAGGCCUACGCCAUGAAGAUCAUCGACAAGUCCAAACUCCAGGGGAAGGAGGACAUGGUCGACAGCGAGAUCUUGAUUAUCCGGGGCCUCUCUCAUCCCAACAUAGUGCAGUUGCACGAAGUGUAUGAAACCGAAACGGAAAUCUACCUAAUCCUGGAGUACGUGCAGGGAGGGGAUCUUUUCGACGCAAUCAUAGAAAGCGUGAAGUUCCCGGAGCGCGAUGCCGCCCUCAUGAUCCUGGACUUGUGUAAGGCGCUCGUGCACCUGCACGAUAAGAGCAUCGUCCACCGCGAUCUCAAGCCAGAAAACCUCUUGGUUCACCGAAAUGAGGACAAAUCUAUCACCUUGAAGCUAGCUGAUUUUGGCCUUGCAAAGCAUGUGAUGCGACCCAUAUUUACUGUGUGUGGGACUCCGACUUACGUUGCUCCCGAAAUUCUUUCUGAGAAAGGUUAUGGGCUAGAAGUGGACAUGUGGGCCGCGGGUGUGAUCCUCUAUAUCCUACUGUGUGGCUUCCCUCCCUUCCGCAGUCCAGAGAGGGACCAGGAUGAGCUCUUCAACAUCAUCCAGCUGGGCCACUUCGAGUUCCUUGCCCCCUACUGGGACAAUAUCUCUGAUGCUGCUAAAGAUCUGGUGAGCCGGUUACUGGUAGUAGACCCCAAAAAACGCUACACGGCCCACCAGGUCCUUCAGCACCCCUGGAUUGAAACUGCUGGGAAGACGAGCUCGGUGACCCUGCAGAAGGAGGUGUCUGCCGGCAACGAGGGCCACCUCUGAAGCCAGCAGAGGCGGCGAGCGGAGGAGACAUCGUAGUUACCACCUCAGGCAUCUGUUCGGCUGCUGCGUCUGCUCAGGGAUGGAGAAAAGGAAGGAAAGCUGAGAGAAAAACAAAGAAAGGGGCUUCAAGAGAUAAUUGGAGAAUUGGGACUAGGAGAGACGCUCAGUAUAUUUUAAUGCAUAUUUUAAAAAAGAAGCCAAGUCUUCACAUAUUUUUAGAUUUGUAUAUUUAAAGUCUUCAAUACAUUUUUUGGGGGGGAAACAGUUGUCACCAUUGAGAGAUUUUUUGGUAAUUACCAUGUGUUUUGUUUAUUCCUGUAAUCAAGUUCAUGAUACACUACAUGAGUGGUGCUUCCUAGGGUCUAAACUCCCCUUGUGAGAUUAAGAAGGUGAAUCAUGGUCUUUCUGGGUUAAUAAAAUGUGCUCUGAAUGAG
Messenger RNA from Choloepus didactylus (southern two-toed sloth), 3157 nucleotides. RefSeq names its product doublecortin like kinase 3 (gene DCLK3). The transcript is spliced from 5 exons. The record is from RefSeq and is a predicted model, not a curated record. Gene Ontology annotation, molecular function: protein kinase activity; ATP binding. Gene Ontology annotation, biological process: protein phosphorylation; intracellular signal transduction. Bases 306 to 2723 code for a protein of 805 amino acids. Lineage: Eukaryota; Metazoa; Chordata; Mammalia; Pilosa; Megalonychidae.